AUGUUUGAUGGUCUGUUAGGCCGCGGUUUUGCUCCCAAGGGAAAACCACUGAUAAAACUGACUAAGAAUCGGAUCGAUGUUCUUCGGAGGAAGAGGACUGCCACGAUCAAGUUCCUGAGAAAAGAUUUGGCUGAUCUCGUCUCUAAUGGCCUUGACGUCAAUGCUUAUAGCAGGGCUGGUGGGCUUCUUGAUGAAUUAAGGCUUCUCUGGAAUCUUGACUUUGUUGAGAAUACAUGUGAUUUUGUGUAUAAGCAGCUCUCGACGAUGCAAAAGAUGGAGGAAUGUCCGGAAGAUUGUCGUGAAGCUGUGUCGUCGUUAAUGUUUGCAGCCUCUGGAUUUUCUGAGCUGCCUGAGCUGCGUGAACUGAGGCAAAUGUUUCACGAAAAGUACGCAGAUUCACUUGGAUUGUUUGUCAACCAAGAGCUUGUUGAGAGUAUGUCAUCAAAGCCAUUUUCAUUGGAGAAGAAAGUGAAGUUGAUGGAAGACGUUGCAUUGGAGUUCUCUAUCCGUUGGGACUCUAAAGCUUUUGAGAAGAGAAUUAUUAGACAAAAUUCAGUAAAGGAGACCCCAAAAAGCACCUACGACAAGCCUGUACACGGAAACAUGGCCUUGCCAUCAGAAAGAAAAAAAGCGGAUGCAUCGGAGAGAAGAGAUCCUUUGCAUCAACCUGAUAAACAGAGUUAUCAGAAUGGUCUCAGAGGAAAUCAGCAUGGGCUAGCAUCUAAAGAAAGGUCAGAUAAUGUUGGUCACGCCUCUAGAUUGGAGAGACACGAACCUAUAUUUAACGAAGGUGACACCAUAGUAAUGAAGAUCAAGCGUGAGAAUCAGCAAGGGGUAAUAUCUAGAGAGAAGUCAGAUAAUGUCCGUCACGUCUCCAGAUCGGAUAGCAAGGACAAUAAGGCAGAAAGGAAAGAGUUUUAUUUGCAGCAUAAACGAGAAUCUUCUAGAGAAAGACAUGAGCCUAUUUUCAACGAAGGUGACACUAUAGUAAUGAAGAUCAAGCGUGAGAAUCUCGUUCAUGGGAAUGGAGACGAAGCUGAUGCGCCUAAGAAAACAGAGGUGACAGAGAAACCCAAGCCUAGCAGCACCAAGAGAGCUGACAAGUUAGUUCUCGGCUUUAAACAAGAGAGUUUCUUUCAAGGCUACAAACAUGAGAAUCAUGAAGAUCAUGCACCUCAGAAAGUGGAAGAUAACAUCGCAAGACCUCCAAAGCCAAGUAGCAAGUCGAAAAGAACAGAUUCUAUUGAUUCAGGUCGUAGGCAUCGCCGUGAUCAGGAGAGCAGAGAAAAUGCAGUACUUGUGGGAGAGCGCACAGAAAACGAUCCAAGUGGUGGUAACGUCAAGGGUGGUGAUCCUACAAAUCCAGCAAGGAAAGUUGAGGAGCGAGAAACAGAGAGAAUGAAAUCACCCUUCUACAAAUCUCUUCCACCUCCUCCAUACGUUAAACCUAGCGGCAAAGCAAAGAAUGAAAACGCUGAAGCUUCAGUUCAUGGUGUAGAGAGAGGAAAUGAACCAAGUCAUCAUCAAGUGAAUGACAUAGAUGAUCAAUCUCUGAAACGAAGAUCUAGCAGAACAAAACACAUUUUACAAUCCAGUGGUGAUGAUGAUACAAGGAGCCGAAGAAGGGAAAACUCAAGGAAAGGGCUUCAAGUGUUAAUUGAUGAGGAUGAGAAGGACAGUGAGGAAAAGAUGAUGGAUCAACUUCUCCUGCACUACAGUAAAAAGCCUUCAAGUUAUGAUAAUGUGCAUCAAGAAGCCAAGAGCAGACGUUCGCAUCUUAAAAAUGCAGAAGGUGAAGACAUGUUGAUUCAUAAGACCGCUCGGUCACGUUCUCUCCCCAGUGAUCAAUUUGCCGGGCCAUCCGUACCUGCGAUAACGAUUGCCCGAGCUUCCUCGUUUCAGCCGGAACGUUCCAGCGAUGCUAAUAAGCACGUUCACCCAAAGUUACCAAACUAUGACGAUCUGGCUGCCAGAUUUGCAGAGCUUAAAGGAAGAUACUUGUCUUCCUCUUCUUCUUCCCGUUCUCUUCACGUUUGCGUCGUCGGGAGUGGACCUGCUGGUUUCUACACUGCCGAAAAGUUGUUGAAGGCGCAUGAAGGAGCACGUGUUGAUAUAAUCGAUCGAUUGCCCACACCUUUUGGACUUGUGCGGUCCGGUGUUGCUCCUGAUCAUCCUGAAACUAAGAUUGUCAUGAAUCAGUUCUCACGUGUGGCGCAACACGAGCGGUGCUCUUUUCAUGGGAAUGUAAAGCUUGGUUCGGAUUUAUCACUUUCUGAGCUGCGCGAUUUGUAUCACGUUGUUGUGCUUGCAUAUGGUGCUGAAAGUGACAGAGCUCUUGGCAUUCCAGGUGAGAGUUUGAGUGGUAUACACUCGGCAAGAGAAUUCGUGUGGUGGUAUAAUGGGCAUCCAGACUACAGCAGUUUCAAACCUGACUUGAAAAGUUCCGAUAAAGCUGUUAUUCUUGGCCAGGGUAAUGUAGCUCUGGAUGUUGCUCGGAUUCUGUUGAGACCGACAACAGAGUUGGCGUCAACUGAUAUUGCUAGACAUGCUUUAUCUGCGCUGGAAGAAAGUUCUAUAAGGAAGGUGUAUCUAGUCGGGAGAAGGGGUCCAGUUCAAGCCGCAUUGACUGCUAAAGAGCUUCGAGAAAUCCUCGGGAUUAAGAACUUGCACAUUCGAAUAAAGGAGACUGACUUGAGUGUAACACCUGCUGAUGAGGAAGAAAUGAAAACCAGUAGAGCCAGAAAGAGGAUCUAUGAAUUAUUGUCCAAGGCUGCAGGAGCAGCAGGAACAUCCAAAGCAGUCGAUCCUGAUCAACGAGAGCUGCACUUUGUUUUCUUCCGCCAACCUAACCGGUUCUUAGAAUCAGAUGAAAGAGGAGGCCAUGUUUCAGGUGUCAACUUGGAGAAAACCAUUCUUGAAAGUGUUGGAAGCGGAAAGCAAAUUGCAGUAGGUACAGGAGAGUUUGAGGAUCUUAACUGCAGUUUGGUGUUGAAGGCCAUUGGUUACAAGUCGGUUCCAAUCAACGGCUUACCUUUUGAUCACAAGAAAGGUAUUGUCCCGAAUGUAAGAGGUCGAGUGGUUAGUGACACUUCAGGAGGCAUAUCACAGACUGAACCUGGCUUAUACGUAUGUGGAUGGCUCAAAAGAGGACCAGUGGGGAUAAUUGCCACAAACCUUUACUGCGCUGAAGAAACAGUUGGUAGCAUAAGCGAAGACAUUGAAGAAGGUGUUUGUAAGAGCGCAAAAGCAGGAAGCAAAGGACUGUUGGAGUUGUUGGAGAAGAGAAAUGUGAACAAGGUAGAUUUUAGUGGGUGGGAGAAGAUUGAUGCCAAAGAAACACAAAUGGGGAGUGAGAGAAACAAACCCAGAGAAAAAUUAGUCUCAUGGGAGGAUCUUUUAGCUGCAGCAGCAGCCUACUAG
Microthlaspi erraticum is the source of this 3420-nucleotide messenger RNA. Lineage: Eukaryota; Viridiplantae; Streptophyta; Magnoliopsida; Brassicales; Brassicaceae. The record is from the annotation of a GenBank genome assembly.